This is a messenger RNA of Durusdinium trenchii, 1790 nucleotides long. The record is from the annotation of a GenBank genome assembly. NCBI's taxonomy places the organism in Eukaryota, Dinophyceae, Suessiales, Symbiodiniaceae.
GGAGAACAUCCGAAUUUGGUUGAAGGGCUGGGUUUCUGUUAGUGCAAUGGAAUCGGAACAUCGAGUGGCACUGGAAGAUGACCCGAGCUUGGAGAUUCGUUCACACAGUAUCAGUCGCAGUAGCAUGGGAUCCCCGGCCUCCGCCGUGGCACGAUCGGAAUCCGCCGCGCUGGCGCGGCUGGCACAACGAGUGGCGGACAUGGGCAUCACGCGUCCGGAGGUGCUGCGUGUGGUCCCUGCCUAUCACGCCUUCCAGAGGUGCGGCGCGGCGUUCCGGUCCUCGACACGGGACGAGCUCUACCACAUGAGCGUGGCGAGCGAGGAGAUCCCAUGCUUUUGGUCCCAUUCCUGGCACGGGGGCCACAGGAAGAAGGUUCUCACUCUUUUGACCAUCUACAACGGCCCUGCAGCCAUUGCCUGUGGUUUUCUGGCUGCUUUGAGCAUGAUGGCGCUCUUCAGCUAUGGCCAACUGCCAGGCAUUCAACGAGAUCGCCGAGAACCUGAGAAGCUUUCCUCGACGUGGUCACUUUGUGCCGGGAUUUCCGUGGCAAUGCUGAGCUUUCUGUUUUGGCGACCGCAGAAAAAGGUCUUUUUCGACCGGAUCUGUAUCAAUGAGACGGACGUUGAUUUGAAGUAUGACGCCAUCUUGAGUCUAGCUGGAAUGCUCAAACGAUCAUCAGAAAUGUUGGUCCUUUGGGAUUCGUCGUGGUCUGAACGCUUGUGGUGCUUAUUUGAGCUCGCAGCGUUCUUGAAGAGCAAGAGGAAUAGCAAACAGGUGCUGACCAUCAGGCCUACCUUUCUGGGUCCCUGCUCUGUAUGCGCCUUUCUGGGUAUGUCAUUGGCCUUUUUACCUGUGACCACCUUCCCAGCCCAGCGAUAUUCUUUGCCGGCCAUCUUCUUGUGUGUCUUUGGAACUCUCUCCAUUUGCGGCUGCUCCAUGGCCUUUCGCGGUUACUUUCGCUCGGUGGAGCGACUGAAAGAGCAAUUGCAAAGUGUGAAGUUGGAGCAGACCAGGAGCUUGUGCUGCGAUACCAACCACCGAGAUGCAGAGGGUCGUCAAGUGAUUUGCGACCGAGAGAUCCUGAAGGAGUGCGUGGCCUUGUGGUUCGGCAGCACCGAAGCCUUCGAGGAGACCGUGCGCCGCGACGUGGCGGAGCUCGUGGCCUCCGAGCUGGACCGUGUGUUCAAUCGGAGAUGGAGCAUUGCUGUGAGCAUGCCGAUGUUCUGGGCUUUAAUGGAUUGCAGUGCAACUCACUGGAAGACGCAGGACUUGCCGCGAGCCGUCGCAUGGUUUGUGGGAGGCUUAUCGCUGUGGAUCCUUUCUGCGCCCAUCUUUAUCGAUUACUUCAUCUAUCUCACCUACCUCUUCCGCCACCAAAACCCCUCCUCUCGCGUCCGCGAUUGGGGGCAGAACCUGGCGGUGCUGCUGCUGACGCUGCCGGCCCUGCUGGGACUUCUGGGAGUCUUCUUCUUGGUGCGGCUGUUCCCACCGAAGCCCCUGCUGAGGGGUGGUCUCUACGUCGCAGUGAUGUUGACCUUGGCCACGACGCAUCAGGUGGUCAAAUGGCUUCGCAAUGGACGAGGUCGCUGCGGAAGCGUGGGCUGCGGAAGCUGCUUGGGCAAGACGGGUCCGUGGUCCAUGGAAGUGCCAAGUGAAGCCGGUUCAACGGGCUCAACAGCUUGAAGAUGCUUGAAGGUUGAAAUUGAUCACAUUGGAUCAAUCAACUCUACUUUCAAUCCCCAAAUACCCUAUUCGCAACAUGCAAAUCCAAAAAGGGAUCGCACCAGCG